Molecule: messenger RNA, 831 nt
Organism: Umbelopsis ramanniana AG
Lineage: Eukaryota; Fungi; Mucoromycota; Umbelopsidomycetes; Umbelopsidales; Umbelopsidaceae
Exons: 2
Coding region: 25-621 (198 amino acids)
Source: RefSeq, a predicted model, not a curated record
AUUCUAAUCUCACUGCAAGAUACCAUGGGAGUUAACCGUAGAAUUGCCUUCAGCAACAAGCAAAACAACGGCAGAACUAUAACACAUAAUGUUGGAUUGAAUGAAAGAUUCAGUCAACUUGGAAAACCAGCAACUGGUGCGGCAAAGAGCAAGCCAGCUAUUACAAACCGACUAGGACCUCAGAAUGCUGGUCGUGCGCAUGUUGCCAACAUCCAAAGCCGAUUAGGCAAAGCGAAAAACGCCGGAAUCAAGAAGGCACCUCUAAAGCGUAAAAACAAUGGUCCUACUGCCAUGGAGGGUGUUGAACGCGCUGGUAACGUUUCGGCACGUAACCAGAAAGGGCUCGCUAAUCUUCGAAAAGCUAAACCCAAUGCUGCCAACGCGCAAAAGAAAGUUGCACGCAACAACACCAAGCGACCUGCCCCCAACGCGCGCGGGAAGCCAAAAGCACAGGACAAGGGUAAACCUCAGGAACGCGCCAAAGCAAAGCCUGUGUCGAAGGACGAUCUUGAUAAGUCUUUGGACGAGUAUAUGAUGAAGGAUCCAAAGACUGCUCAAGCUAGAUUGGAUGACGAAUUAAACCAAUACUUGGCUGACGGUGACUUAGUCAUGGACAUGUAAUGUUCAAACUUACGCUUCUACCAAAUCGCUCACAGCUCACAUUUAGCGCACUAUACGGCCUUAAUCAGUACAUCAUCAACAUUUGAAUUCUCUUUCAAUACAUAUCAUUAUUUCCACAAUAUCGAAUGUCAACAGUCUUGAGUGCUUUGUCAAGCUUGCGUGCUAUCGCCAAAAACCUAACGAAGAGCUGACGAAGUGAAAGUUGCAAAC